AUGUACAUCCGCGCAGUCCACGCCGAGCUCGACGUCCCGACGUUGGUCGACUUUGUCAAGAACAACCCGCUUGGGCUGUUCACCACCUCGAUCAAGUCGGACAUUGCGGCCACGAUCCAGACCUCGCACAUCCCCUUUGUCAUCGACGAGGCGGAGGGCGGCCGCCCAGCGCGCCUCCGUGCUCACAUGGCACGUGCCAACCCUCAGGCCAAGGUCCUCAUCGAGGCGGCCAAGGCGCAGUCGAACGGCACCGCGACCCUGCCGGACGAGGUCCUCGUCCUCUUCAACGCGCCGGUCAAUGCCUACGUCACGCCCAAGUUCUAUACCGAGACCAAGCCCGACACUGGCAAGGUCGUACCUACCUGGAACUAUGCGGCAGUGCAGGUCUACGGCAAGAUCAAGGUUUAUGGCGAGUCGAACGCCGAGUCAGCCGCCUUCCUGCAGGACCAGAUUGAGGAGCUCAGCGAGCGCCAGGAGCGCGCCGCUGGACACGAGAAGACUUGGAAGGUUUCCGACGCGCCCGACCGUUACAUUGACCUUUUGAAGAAGGCAAUUCUCGGCUUCGAGAUUACAAUCGACCGCAUUGAAGGCCGUUUCAAGCUGAGCCAGGAGUCGAGCGACGGCGACUGGGCUGGCGUGGUCAAGGGCUUCCGCGCAUUGGGCACCGAGAGGAGCCUGGCUGUGGCGGACAUGAUCGAGGAGCGCGGCGCGAAGCGCGGAGUCUCGCUCGAGUAG
This is a messenger RNA of Vanrija pseudolonga, 735 nucleotides long. RefSeq lists its product with no specific name. Lineage: Eukaryota; Fungi; Basidiomycota; Tremellomycetes; Trichosporonales; Trichosporonaceae. The record is from RefSeq and is a predicted model, not a curated record. The transcript has a single exon. Bases 1 to 735 code for a protein of 244 amino acids.